GGCAUGGUGGACUCCAAUAACAACCCGAAAUCCGUGGACAUUCCCAUCCCCUCGAACACCUCCAGCAGCAGGUCCAUCGACCUCAUCAUCCGGAAGCUCAGCGAGGCCAUCAAGAAGGGCAAGACCCUUUACGAUGCCCAGUCGCCGGGAGAUCGCGAGGAGCCGCCCAAGGAGUGGGACCCCUGGAUCCUGAGCCGCGACCGCAUGCGCUUCAUGCGGCGCCGCUCCAAGCGCCAGGGCUGGAUGAAGGGCAUGUACGGCAGUUACGAGAAUUGGAAGAAGUGCCACCCCUUCGGCGCCAUGCCUACGGUGGCACCGUUCCACGACUUCAAAUGGAACGACAUGGUCGACAGGAAUCAUCGGUGAGAGAGCGCAGAGCAUCGCAGGCAUGGGAGAGCUAGCUCAUCUUUUUUCCGGCAGGGGUUAUCAAGAUG
Messenger RNA from Effrenium voratum, 434 nucleotides. NCBI's taxonomy places the organism in Eukaryota, Dinophyceae, Suessiales, Symbiodiniaceae. The record is from the annotation of a GenBank genome assembly.